Messenger RNA from Closterium sp. NIES-65, 3495 nucleotides. The record is from the annotation of a GenBank genome assembly. Lineage: Eukaryota; Viridiplantae; Streptophyta; Zygnematophyceae; Desmidiales; Closteriaceae.
AUGGCGGCUGCGCCGCUGGGAGGUGUCCCGCCAGGCGCGGGCGGCGUGCAGCCCACAGCCGCGCAGGCGCCGAUGCCGCGGCUGCACAUGGUGCAGCCGCAACCGCACGCGCCGCAGCCGCAGACGCAGCCGCAUCCGCAGCAGCAGCAGGCGGGGCAGCAGAGGCGCGGGGCUUUGAAGCAGUUGGUGGUGGUGGUGGAGGGCACGGCGAGCAUGGGGCCGUCGUGGGCGCUGCUGCGACGCCUCUACCUGCACCCGCUGCUCAACGCGUCCCUGCAGGAGCGCCUCGCAUUCCCGAUCCACUCACUCCUCUCCUCUCCUCUCCUCUCCUCUCCUCUCCUCUCCUCUCCUCUCCUCUCCUGCUCUUCUCGUCUUUUCCCCUCCAAUUCUUGCUCUCCUCAUCGCAUCCCUGUCCUGUCCUCGCUCCGUUCCCCUCCUUGCCUCGGCCUCCGCUGUUCCCUCCGUUCCCCUGCCCUUCCCCAAAUUUCCAUUCCCCCCCUCCGUCCCCUUUUCUCCCUCCCCCUGCCCUCCGUCCCCUUCCCACCCCCCUGCCCUCUACCCCCUGCCCACCCCCCCACCUCUGGCCCCAACCCCCGAUCUCCCCCCCGUCUCUCCGCGCAUGCCAUGGUCGCCUCGCCAGGGCCUUCUGUGGCGUCGACUCUCUUACACAGGUCAGGGCGGGUCAGGGCGGGGCAGGGCGGGGCAGGGCGGGGCAGGGCGGGGCAGGGCGGGGCAGGGCAGGGCAGGGCGGGUCAGGGCGGGGCAAGGCGGGUCAGGGAGGGGCAGGGCGGGUCAGGGCGGGGCAGGGCGGAGCAGGGCGGGUCAGGGCGGGGCAGGGCGGAGCAGGGUAGGAGGGCGGGCACAGCAGCGGUGGAGCUGGCUCUCGUGGUCUACCACUCGCACGGCUCCUUCUCACCCUCGUUGCUGCAGCAGACACCCUUUACGGCGUCACCUGCCGCCUUCCUGUCGUGGCUUGACGCCCUCUCCUUCUCGGGGGGCGGCGCUUCGGACGCUGCCGUUGCUGAAGGCCUCUCAGAGGCGCUGCUGAUGCUGUGCCCCACACCAUCCCCCUCUGCCCGCCAGAUGCUGUGCUCCACACCAUCCCCCUCAUCCACGCCACCAGCGGGCCUGGAGCGCCACAAGCACGUCGUGCUCGUCGCUGCCUCGCCGCCCCACCGCCUGCCCACCCCCGUCGUCAAGCCACCCCUGCCCACCACCCCCUCUGCUGCUGCUGAUGCUGCUGGUGGCAGUGGCGGGGCCAGGGGCGUGUGGGAGGCAGCAGCCUGGUGGCUGGCGUGCGCCCCCACGGUGGCAUCGCUCUUCGCCCACCCCCAGGUGCACACGGCAAAGCGCAGCCCCAGGGCAGCGGAGCCAGUGGCCGACGCAGCUCGGCAGCACCCCCAUCACGUGGCGCUCAUUGCGGAGGGCUUCCUGGAGGCACGCAGCGUGCUGCACCGCGCUCCACCGCCCAACGAGGCCGCUCCACGUGGCGCCCAGGCGGUGGGCCCCUCUCCUGGCGGAGGAGGAGGAGGAGGAGGAGGUGGAGGAGGAGGAGGGCCCGCGGCGGGAGCUAGUGGUGUGGCAGCGGUGGCGAUGGCGGGCUCAGUAGGGCGACUGCCACAGCAACCCGGGGCGGCCAUGGUUCAGCAGGCAAAGCAGGUGGGCGGUGUAUGUGGCCCCGCCUUGCCUGCCACAGCGGGGGGAGGCGUGCCAGUGGGGAUGGGGGGAGGGCCAGCAGGCACCAUUGCUGGUAGCGCCACCGGUGCCGCUGGGGGUGCUGGGGGUGCUGCUUGUGCGGUGGGUGUGGGCCCGGGAACAGCAGCGCCCAUGCCCUCUCUCCGCACCACGAGCCCCAGCCCCCAGUUCUUCCCCACUGGCCAGCAGCAGCAGAAGCCACCACAGGCGUUUCAGCAGCUGCUACCGCAGCAGCAGGCAGCACAGCAGCAGGCACAGCCGACAGGGGUGGCUGUGCCGACAGGGGCGAGGCUGGGAGGAGGCAUGGCAGGGCAGCACGUGGGGGCUGCGGGGAUGGGACCAGCUGGGGGUAGCGCUGCCGCGGGGGCACUGCCUGCUGCUGCUGCUGCUGCUGCUGCUGCUGCUGCUGCUGGAGGGGCGGGGCGCAUGGCAAUGGGUGGUGGGGCUGGUGGGGUAGCAGGAGUGGCAGCAGCAGGAGCAUUGCAACAGCCUGGCGUGCCCCAACAGGCACAGCAGCCUCCUCAGAUGGUUGUUGGGCCUGGAGGCCGCAUGAUGCCACGUGCCGCACCUGUAGGCAUGGCAGCAGCAGCAGGCGGAGCAGCAGGAGCAUCUGCAGCAGGUAUGGGUGCAGCCAUACCAGCAGCUGUUCCCGGACCUCAGUUGGCCAGGCCUGGUAUACCCGUACCUGCCGGAGGCCCGGGAGGAGCAGCUGUAGGCAUGGCAGGCCGCGGAGGACCAGGUUUGGCUGCCUCUCAGCCAGGCCUUGCCCGUGGGCUGGGAGCUGGUCGGGGAACAGGCCCGGGAAUAGGUCUGGGGGUCGGCCCGGGAGUUGGCAGUGGAGCAGGUUUCAUGGGGCGAGGAGGUCCAGGCGUGGCAGCAGAGGUGGUGGGGGACUCACAGGGGGGUGCAGCAGCAGCGGGCAUGGGUGGGCGGGGGGUGGGCCUGGCACAGCAGGGCAGACCAGGGCAGGCAGCAGUGGUGGGGGUUGGGCCAGGGAUGGGGAUGGGGAUGGGGAUGGGGGGAGCAGGGGGAGCAGCAGGGGGGGCGAUAGUGGGGGGCCAGGCCGGCAUGGCGAGGCGCGUAGUAGGGGGCGUCAUGGGGGUGGGUGGUCCCAUGGCAGGGGCAGCGGGAGGAGUGGUGGGAGUUGGUGCGGGCAUGGCAGGGGCGGCAGGGGGUGGAGCCGCUGGUGGUGCUGGCGGACAGAUGGGUCAGCGGCCUCCCCUGCAGCAGCAGCAACAACAGCUGCAGCCACAGGCACAGCAGCAGCAGCAGCAGCAGUUCCAGGCACAGCAACGACCAGCACAGCCACAGUUUCAGCAGGUGCAGGCGGGUGGAGGAGCAGGAGGGGCAGGCGGGACAGGAGGAGUGGGUGGAGUGGUGGGGGGACAGGCAGGGGGCGUGCAACGAGUGGGUGUGGGGCAGGGUGUGGCAGGGCAGCAGGCCACCGCAGCAGGAAUCGCUGCCGGGACAGCAGCAGGUGGGGUAGCAGCAGGCGGGCCAUCAGGUCCCAUGGGAGGAGGAGCAGCAGCAGCAGGGCCUGGGCCUGCCAUGGCUGCUCGCCCGCUGCCUCACGCGCCUGGCGCUGCUGCCCCUGCUGCCGCUGUUGCUCCACACCCCACAUCCACUGCUCCUGCUCCUGCUGCCCCCCCUGCUGCUGCUGCUGCUGCUGCUGCUGCUGCUGCUGCUGCUGCUGCUGCUGCAGGAGCAGGCGGUGUGAGGCCGCCAGGACAGCCCCCACGGUACCUCAAGCUGUGGGAGGUAAGCAGGCAGGCAGGGGCCUUCCUGCUCCGUGGGAGUUAA